AUGACUGGUGAUAGUGGUGUUGGGGGUGGUGGUGUUAGUGGUGAUGGUGGUGGUGGCUGUGGUCAUGGUGGUGGAGGUGGUGGUGGUGGUGGUGGUCAUGGUGGAUGUGUUCAUGGUGGUGAUGAUAUUUGUGGUGGUGGCGGUGAUAGUGGCGGUGGUGGUGGUUGUGGUCAUGGUCGUAGUGGUGGUGGGGGACUCGUCCAGCCCGAUAGGGCAGAUGAGCUGGUGUCUGUCGUUCGUCGUCUGACGUUCAUCGUUCGUCGUCUGAUGUCCGUCGUCCGUCGUCUGACAUCCGUCGUUCGUCGUCCGUCAUUUGUCGUCCGUCGUCUGACGUCCAUCGUUUUUCGUCUGGCAUUCGUCAUUGGCUAA
Lytechinus pictus (painted urchin) is the source of this 369-nucleotide messenger RNA. RefSeq names its product ctenidin-3-like. The record is from RefSeq and is a predicted model, not a curated record. The transcript has 3 exons. Bases 1 to 369 code for a protein of 122 amino acids. NCBI's taxonomy places the organism in Eukaryota, Metazoa, Echinodermata, Echinoidea, Temnopleuroida, Toxopneustidae.